Molecule: messenger RNA, 1696 nt
Organism: Aplosporella prunicola CBS 121167
Lineage: Eukaryota; Fungi; Ascomycota; Dothideomycetes; Botryosphaeriales; Aplosporellaceae
Exons: 7
Coding region: 64-1290 (408 amino acids)
Source: RefSeq, a predicted model, not a curated record
GAAGCCUCCAUCUCGUUGAUUUUCAACACCGUAAACAACCUCUACGGUUAAGGUGAAAGAACCAUGGACCGGGGACUCUCAAAACCCGUCGCGGCUAAGGCUGAAGCACCUAAAAAAGAAGACACCAAUAGAAAAGAUUUGGCCUCGCAGACUUUCCGAUUACAGCUCAUACCCGCAUCAUUUGAGGGCCACGAUACCACUGAAAAAGAUGUACAAAAGUUGGUGAGGGAAGCGUACACUGUAGAGAGCGAUAUUGCAAUUUCGGUGCGGUCGCUCGCUAGACAUCACACAAGGAAAGAUGAGAAAGUGGCGACUAUCAGCUUUUCGGAAACGCCUCUUCGUCUGGCUCAAACACCGAAAUCGGUUCAGGAGUUCGAUUGCGUUGCACCGUUCAGAGUACGAUUGGACAUCAAUUUCCUCGGUCUUACACCAUUACACUCCCACGACAACCCCGAGAGCAGCCUUGACAUUGUUGCACUGUCAGGCUUGAAUGGCCAUGCAUUUGGCUCCUUCAAACGGAAAGGUGGUGACUACAUGUGGUUACGGGAUGACUUGUGUCAAUCCUUGCCAAAUGCUCGUGUUUUUAUCUAUGGAUACAGAACGGAGAUGGUAGGGAGUGAUUCGUUCCAGAGCCUUGAGGAUUUGGGCCUGUCUUUCAAGUCCACCUUAACAGCGCUUUUUAACUCCAAUGAUAGCAACCGCUCGCCAAAUCCACUGGUCCUAAUCGGCCACAGUCUUGGUGGCCUUGUCAUCAAGCAAACACUGUGUCAAAUGUCAGAAAAUAAUGCAGCCAGGGAGCUAUCAAUCCUGAAAUCCAUUUAUGGAAUCAUGUUUUUCGGCACGCCAAACCAAGGCAUGGACAUUUCAUCGCUUGUGCCGAUGGUCCAGGGGCAAUCAAACGAGGACUUUGUGCGUUCUCUUGGACUCGACUCCCCAGAACUACGCCAUCAAGCCAAUCAAUGGUAUCGUGUAUUCCAAGCGCGCGAAGGAGACAAAGUCGCAUCGGGUCUGGAAAUCAUAUCGUUCUACGAGACAAAGAACUCUCCAACGGCUAUCAAGGUCGAUGGUAAAUGGAAGAUGGGUGGAGAACCUGCCAAGCUGGUAGACAGAAACUCCGCUACUCAUGGUCGGCCGUUCGAUAGCAACGAACACUACGUGCAGCCGAUCGACCGCAACCAUUCUGAGCUGGUGAAGUUUCAAUCAAAUGUCGACGAUGUAUAUACCGAGAAGGUUUUUCCUUUGCUCAAAGGGUUUUACGAUACAGCAAGAAAUCAGACUUCUCUAAGUUAGCAUCAUCACCACAACAAAAAGAACUAGAAAAUUUCCGGCCGUCACCUUUCUUUCCCGAGGAGCAGAUCCACGCGGGGCAGAUUGUGGUAGCGGAGAAGAAUACAUGCAAUCAUUUUCCAAAGCACGAAAUCUCUCAGGAAUGGGCGAAGAAGAAUGGGAGGACAAAGGUUAUGAAAAGGCUACUAGAUACAGGAAAUAUUGAUGGGGAGUGAGGUUAGAGCAUGUAUGUGCGUAGAUAGCUUCAUAGCUCUCUUGUGUUAAGCAUAUUUCAAAGACUGGUUCCAAGACAUUUGCCGGGUCGCAGGUCAGUGGCGAAUUAGGGAAGAGGCUCGACGAUUCAUACUCUCACCGCAUACGAAAUACCUUAAACUUCUGAACAAUAUUAUCCUCUACAGCUUCCCAAGAA